AUGUCCCGCCGCAAGCAGGUGAACCCGCAGCACUUAUCGUUGACGCACAGGGAGACAGUACGAGCCGAGGCCAAUCAUGAUUCAGGGGCGGGAUCACCAUCUCCGGAGCCGUCCACCCCCAGCCCUCGGAGGUUGGGCGCCGGGGAGCAUGACAUGCUGACCUGUGGCCAGUGCCAGACCAACUUCCCUCUGGGUGAUAUCCUGGUUUUCAUCGAGCACAAGCGCCGUCUGUGCCGGGGCCCCCGAGGCGGACCGGGGUCCUUCUCCAAGCCUGGGGAGGCUGGUGGAAUCACAGGCAUUUCCAUCUCACCCAGGGACAGGCCACUGGAGCUGGGGAGAGGGUCCAUUCCGGUGGAGGUGGGCAUCCAGGUGACCCCCGGCAGCGAGGAGGAUCUGGAGAGGAGCCUGACGCCGGCGAGGGGGAUCUGCCCCAAACGAGAGAGAGGAGAUAAGGAUGAGCCAUCCAGCUACAUCUGCACUACCUGUAAGCAGACCUUCACCAGCGCCUGGUUCCUGCUCCAGCAUGCCCAGCACACUCAUGGCAUCCGCAUCUACCUGGACCACCAUCCAGUCAACUGCUCCCUCACUCCCCGCAUGGCUCUGCCUCCACCCCCUGGUGCUGAUGCCCUGCCCCGCUCCCCUCUCCCCACUUUCCUUGGUGACGCCAACAACCCAUUCCACCUCCUCCGCAUGGCUGCACCCCUGCUCAGGGAACACCCCCCUCCCCCUGGGUACAUGGAGACCCGGCUGCCUGCAACGCCACCCUUUGUCAGCCCUCCCCCGCCGCCUAGACCCCCGCUAGAGCGGCUGGGCCCAGAGGAGAUGGGGCUGCUGUCCCAGCACCCCAGUGCCUUUGAGAGGGUGAUGCGGAUGACCCCCAUGGAGCCGCCUUCCAUGGACUUCUCCAGACGUCUGCGAGAACUGGCCGGCAACACGACCAAUAACGGGGGCCCCACACCUCCUCUCUCACCCAACCGUGUGCCACCCAUGCACCGCCUGCUGAGUCCCACGCUUUUCCAGCCUGGCGCCAAGCCCCCAGCAUUUCUUACCUAUGCCCCCCAGCCACCCACUUCUCAAGGAGGACACGGUUCUUCCAGCCCUCCUGACUCCCAGAGUCAGAACCAGACCCCGGGGAAAUCCAAAUCCUGUGAAUUCUGUGGCAAGAUCUUCAAGUUCCAGAGCAACCUGAUUGUGCACAGACGCAGUCACACAGGAGAGAGGCCGUACAAGUGCCAUCUAUGUGAUCAUGCCUGUUCCCAGGCCAGCAAGCUUAAGAGGCACAUGAAGACACAUAUGCACAACAAGUCUGGGUCCAUGAGUGGUUCCCCUGAACAAGGAAAUAGAGAAGAUGGAGGGGACGGUGAGGAAAAGAGUAGGGAGGGCAAUUCAAGAGGGAUGGGGAUGGACCAUGAGGAGGAGGAGGAAGAAGAGGAGGAGGAAGAAGAGGAGGAAGAGGAAGAGGAGGAAGAGCUGAGGAAUGGAAGUCGGCCAGAUUCCAACUUAAGUGAGGACUCUCAGGAGUUCAACCAGAAUAGGGAGAAUGGGCCAAGACAGAGUCCCGAGGACAAACCCCUGAGUGGGGAUAGAGUAAGUGACAGUGGCGGGGUGGGCAUCAUGCACCCGUACAACCAUCUGGACAAUCACCUUAGACUUAACCCUAACAAGAGAGGCCUGGAGAGACAGCCUAAUGGAGAUGGUGGAGAAAGGGGUGAAGAAAGAGAGAAUGAGAGGGAGCAGGACAGAGAGCGAAACGAGCAGGUGAACCAGAGGCCUAUGAUGAACGGCAGGAUCAGUGUUUCUGAAGCGGACUCCUUUCCUGGGCUGUUCCAGCGUCGGCCCACCCCAAUCACCAGCCCCAACCCCUCCAACAACAAGAGGAUCAAGAUAGAGAAGGAACAGCUGGAGCUUCCCCCAACCUUACCCCUCAUCUCUCCUGAGAACGUCUACUCUCAGCUCCUUGCUGGCUAUGCCGCUUCACGCCACUUCAUCAGAGAACCCUUCUUGGGAUUCACAGAUUCCCGCCAGUCGCCGUUUGCCACCUCCUCCGAGCACUCCUCCUCAGAGACGGGAAGCCUCCGCUUCUCAACCCCGCCUGGGGAACUGAUGGAAGGAGGAAGCGCCUCGGGCCGCAGCGGCAGUAGCACUCCUCAUCUUCUUCGGGGGCCUGGACCCGGCAGGCCCCCAAGCUCCAAGGAGAGGAGGAAUGAUACCUGCGAGUACUGCGGGAAGGUGUUCAAGAACUGCAGCAACCUGACGGUGCACCGACGCAGCCACACAGGGGAACGGCCCUACAAGUGUGACCUGUGCAGCUACGCCUGCGCCCAAAGCUCCAAGCUGACGCGCCACAUGAAGACCCACGGGCAAUUUGGGAAGGAGGUGUACCGCUGCGACAUCUGCCACAUGCCCUUCAGCGUCUACAGCACGCUGGAGAAACACAUGAAGAAAUGGCAUGGCGAACAUUUGAUGGCCAGCGAGGUCAAACUGGAGCAGGCGGACAGAGGUUAAGCCAGCAACCAUUACAGCCUACAGUGUACACAAACAAACACACACAAAAGCAGACACACACAUCACACACACAAUUUCUACAUUGUCAGAAACAACGUGCUGACUAUGUACCUUUAAGGGUACAACGGCUUGUCACUGGGGCAGUACCCUCUAACGUACAGCUGUUGUACCCUUGAUAUUGAAUUGGGAACGUAAAUGUACCUUUUUGACACCCAAAAAGGUACAUACCUUGAGGUCA
Molecule: messenger RNA, 2743 nt
Organism: Centropristis striata (black sea bass)
Lineage: Eukaryota; Metazoa; Chordata; Actinopteri; Perciformes; Serranidae
Gene: bcl11bb
Product: BCL11 transcription factor B b
Exons: 3
Coding region: 1-2505 (834 amino acids)
Biological process (GO): positive regulation of transcription by RNA polymerase II
Cellular component (GO): nucleus
Molecular function (GO): DNA-binding transcription factor activity; RNA polymerase II cis-regulatory region sequence-specific DNA binding
Source: RefSeq, a predicted model, not a curated record